Messenger RNA from Chrysoperla carnea, 1396 nucleotides. Its product is annotated as prostasin. The record is from RefSeq and is a predicted model, not a curated record. NCBI's taxonomy places the organism in Eukaryota, Metazoa, Arthropoda, Insecta, Neuroptera, Chrysopidae. The transcript is spliced from 7 exons. Bases 1 to 1218 code for a protein of 405 amino acids. Gene Ontology annotation, biological process: proteolysis. Gene Ontology annotation, molecular function: serine-type endopeptidase activity.
AUGUUAAUUUAUCGGAAAAGUUUUAACUUUUCAUAUUGUGUUUUAAAUUGUUUGUUUUUAUCAAUUUUGUUGGGAUCAUCUUUUGUGGACGGACGUUUAAUCUCAACCUUAUUUGGGACACCGACUCAUUGCAAUGUGAAUAAUGUAAGAUAUGCGUGUACCCUAAGUUUAGCAUGUUGGAUUAUUGGAGGCAAUUCAGAAUCGGGAUGUGGACAACCAUCAUGGUUUGUUUCAUGUUGUAUAGUUAACAAAUCAAAUCAUGCAUCCUCAUCAACGCCCCCGAUUAUAAUAACAACGAAACAAAAAAAGAUACCAGAAACAGCGAUAUUACGAAAACGUGUUGAUGAUUUUCCGACAUACAUUUAUGAGAACACAGACGAAGAAUGUGGUAUAUCACGUGAGCAUAAAUUUAUACAAAAACGUAUUAUUGGUGGACAAGAAGCACGAUUUGGACAAUUUCCAUGGCAAGCACAUAUACGAAUAUCAGCGUAUCAAUGUGGCGGAGUAUUAGUAUCAAGCAGAUAUGUUGCAACAGCUGCGCAUUGUAUUAUUCGAGCACCAUUACAUGAUAUUCUUGUAUACCUUGGCGAAUUGGAUACUUUGGAUACCGGUGUAGUACCAGAAUUAGUACCAGCAGAAAAAUAUAGGGUAAUGAAAAAAAUAAUACAUCCAUUAUUUGAAUAUCGAUUAAGUCAACCAGAUCGUUACGAUUUAGCUUUAUUAAAAUUAAACACAGGCCGUGCAAAAGUUCGACAUGGUUUACAUAUCACACCAAUAUGCUUGCCGGAUAUGAUUCCAGAAUUUAAUACAGCGAAUGAAAUUUUUGAUAACAAUGAUGUGAAUGCAUUAUUAGCUGGUAAAAUGGCUGUGGUAGCUGGUUGGGGUAAAAUAUUACCAUCAAUUGAUCAAUCUGGUACAAAUUUAUUACGUUCAGCAACUGUACCUAUUUUGGAUGCCGAAGAAUGUGUUGCCUGGCACAAUAGUAAACAAAUAAAAGUUGAAUUACAUUCAGAAAUGAUUUGUGCAGGUCAUGCUGAUGGGAAUCAAGAUGCAUGUUUAGGAGAUUCUGGGGGCCCCUUGAUAAUUAAAAUGAAUGGUCGAUGGACAUUGGUUGGUAUAACAAGUGCUGGAUUUGGUUGCGGUGAACCAAAACAACCUGGAAUCUAUCAUAGUGUUUCAAUAACUGCAUCCUGGAUUCGACACAUGAUUAAUAUGUAAUUAUUAUGCUAUAAUUAUAACAUGCAUAUUAUAUUACUAUCAAUGGUCCGAUGUGCAAUUAUUGUACACUUGUACCUGUACAUAAUUAAUAAGUAAAAUCAUAUACAGGAUGAAUAUAUAUAUAUGCACUGUCAAAAAUGUUGGGAAGAAUGCACUUAAUUAAAAGAAAGAAUGGUUU